AUGGAAGGAGCUGAAUGGUUGCAACACAAUCAAAUCAAUUUUGAAUCAUUUAGAGUUAGGGUUCGACCCAGUCACCCGUUUCAAAGCACUGGGAUAUUGGAAUUUAUUACAAUUCUUCAGCGAGAACCUGUGAAGAACCAGGAUGGAAACUUAAAAUUUAUUGGUUCAAAAGAUAAACGUGUGAUGGACUUCCUUUAA
Molecule: messenger RNA, 198 nt
Organism: Funneliformis caledonium
Lineage: Eukaryota; Fungi; Glomeromycota; Glomeromycetes; Glomerales; Glomeraceae
Source: the annotation of a GenBank genome assembly